AUGGUAGUAGAAAACCUUAGCAGAACAAACGGACGAACUUUAGUAUAUUUUGUAUUAUCAACUACCGCCAGUCCUCUUCAAUAUGACGGGAAUCAUAUUGGUGCUCAUGGCGAUGCAACCUAUGAAUAUGUCGUGGUCGGCGGUGGAACUGCAGGCUUGACAAUUGCCUCAAGACUAGCUGAAUUCGCAUCAGUUGCAAUCAUAGAAGCCGGGGGCUAUCACGAAGUCAGCUACGGUAAUGCCAGCGUAGUGCCGUUGUACUCUUUGACUAAGAUCGACGUCAUCGAUCCAACUUCUACCUUUCCACGGCGCCCUGAAAUCGAUUGGGAACUUCUGACCGUGCCUCAAACAAACGCUUCUCGGCAGAUAGUGCACUAUGCCCAGGGAAAGACUCUCGGAGGCUCGUCUGCCUUGAAUACAAUGUCAUAUCUUCGCUCGACGAAAGGGGCAUAUCAGCGAUGGAUAGACGAAGUCGGGGAUGACAGUUACAUAUUCGAAAUAUUGUUGCCGUUCUUCAAGAGAUCGGUGCGCCUGGCUCCACCAAAUCUCGCCCUGCGCGACGCAUCCAAUGCGACCCCGGAGUAUGAUUUGACGGCAUACGGGCCUGGAUCUCCGUUGAACAUCUCCUGGAACAACUGGGUCGACCCAACACUCACCUGGCUAGCAAAAAGCGUUCAAUCAAUUGGCCUGCCUGUGAACUCAAAAGGUUUCAGCAGCGGAGAGUUGGACGGCGGCGCUUGGUUGCCGUCCACGAUUGACCCGGCGCACGCUACACGGGAGUCCUCACAAACAUCGUUCCUGGAUCAUGCCAUCGCAAAUGCCGGUAUUAAAGUCUACCCUUGGACUAUAGCCACAAAAGUUAUUUGCGACGGAAAAAAAGCGACGGGCGUUAAUGUUACUACAAACGGAACACAGUAUACCUUGAGUGCAACGAAAGAAAUCAUCGUCUCCGCCGGAGUGUUCAACAGUCCGAAACUGCUGAUGUUAUCAGGUAUUGGGCCGCAAGAAACCCUGAAGUCAUUCAACACUUCUAUUGUCGCAGAUCUUCCUGAGGUUGGACAAAACCCUCCAGGAUCCGCGAGAAGCUCUACGCCAGUACCAGAAGACGCAGCCGGCUCAUACAGCUCCGCCCCUGGGUAUAUUUCUUACGAACGCCUCCCAACUGAUUUGCGGGAAACCCUUGCUUUGGGCUCUAUAAGCGCAACGAGAACGAGAACGUUCUUUUGGGGUAGUGUUACCCUCACAAGCUCUAAUUACACAGAUAACCCCGUGAUCGACCUGGGCUGGUUCAGCAACGCGGCCGAUGCCGAGGUUCUGAUUGCUGGCAUCAGGCGCUUACGUCAAGCCUGGGGAUCUGAAGCUGCGCUUUCGAUUCGACUUGGGACAGAGGUCCGUCCCGGCGUCAGCGUUCAAACAGAUGACGAGAUCUUGAAUUACAUUAAGAACAAUACAAACACGAUUUGGCAUGCGAGCUCAACAUGCUCUAUGGGAAGUGCAGGAAACCCCAAAGCAGUGGGGCUAAGAGUGGUGGACUUAUCCAUCAUUCCAUAUUCCUCGCCAGGUCACCCUCAAGCUACUGUAUAUGCACUUGUAGAAAAGCUUGCAUCUGAUAUCGAAUCAAAUCAUUGA
Molecule: messenger RNA, 1629 nt
Organism: Truncatella angustata
Lineage: Eukaryota; Fungi; Ascomycota; Sordariomycetes; Amphisphaeriales; Sporocadaceae
Exons: 8
Coding region: 1-1629 (542 amino acids)
Biological process (GO): secondary metabolite biosynthetic process
Molecular function (GO): oxidoreductase activity, acting on CH-OH group of donors; flavin adenine dinucleotide binding
Source: RefSeq, a predicted model, not a curated record